Psylliodes chrysocephalus is the source of this 718-nucleotide messenger RNA. NCBI's taxonomy places the organism in Eukaryota, Metazoa, Arthropoda, Insecta, Coleoptera, Chrysomelidae. The record is from the annotation of a GenBank genome assembly.
UUCCAUUAGAGCAAAAUGUACAAGUUCAAUUAUUACUUUUUAACCAUUUUAUUCAUAGUUCAAGUUUACUGCGACAAUGUAAAUUUCGACAAGCAUGAUUGCUUUAAACCGCAUACUGCUGGUUUUGAGUGCAAGGCAUUAGCAAUUCGUUACCAUUGGAACCACGAACUAGCAAAAUGUGAACAAGUUGCAUAUGGAGGUUGCGGAGCUACAAAUAAUAACUUUGAAACACUUGAAAGCUGUGAAAAGAUCGCUGGUGGGGUUUGUAAGCAGCAUUUCAAAAAGGCCGAUUGCUUUAAACCGCAUACUGCUGGUUUUGAGUGCAGGGCAUUAGCAAUUCGUUACCAUUGGAACCACGAACUAGCAAAAUGUGAACAAGUCGCAUAUGGAGGUUGCGGAGCUACAAAUAAUAAUUUUGAAACACUUGAAAGUUGUAAAAAGAUCGCUGGUGGUGUUUGUAAGGAGCAUUUCGAAAAAGCCGAUUGCUUUAAACCACAUACUCCUUUCGGUCAAUCAUGCACAGCAUUAAUACCUCGUUACCAUUGGAACCACAGAAAAGCUAGGUGUGAAAAAGUUUUGUACGGAGGUUGCAGAGCUACAAAUAAUAAUUUUAUUACAAUGAAACGUUGUCAAAAGGUUGCUGGUACUAUUUGCAGACAAAGAUAAACGAGAUUACCCCCUUUGAUUUUGGAUAAAAAUGUAAGCAUGGAGUGUAGAU